AGUCACACGUCGGCGCUAGCAAGUUUGCAAACUGCUGUUUGCGCGAGUUUUGGAGCUAGACUCAGUUCGCCCUUUGCACAGCGCAAGAUCGUGACCUCGGAUGUCCAAGUUGCUUCUUUGAAGAGCACAUUGUUGUGGAGCUAUGGCCUAUCUGGUGGGUCGGCCCGCUUUGUGGUCGCAGCCGCGUAGCAUGUCUGAUGCGACGGCUUGGUCCUGGUUCUUCAGGACUCGCCGCGUGGCCGGCAAUCCAGUCAUGGAAAUCUGGGCAGCAAGUCUUCAACGCAGUCAACUAGCAUUCGGCUCGCGCUGCAUGUCAAGAGCAUUGAUCGACACGGCUCGCGUGUCAAAACGGUGCCGACACAUAGCGCAAUGGGACGGCGGGGGUUUACUCCUCAAGACCACGACGAGGACGGUCCCACGGUGGUGUCUCCGGAGCAUGAGUGGCAAGAGGCACGCCCCAUACACGAGCGCAUGCUCGACCUACUCCUGCAGCCCAGCCAGUCCUUCAAGACCGACCAGAUUCCGAACGUCGCCUCCAGGUUUUCUGCUCAGGAGUGCGCCGUGAUCAUCAAGAAGGCACGUCUCCUACUCGCUGGAGAGGAAUCCCUGCUGUACGUCGCAGCCCCAUGCCGCGUGGUGUCAGACCUUCACGGUGUUCCAUGGGUGUUUCUGGGCGACUAUGUGGACCGCACCCCCUACGGCUUUGAGGUGAUGCUGCUGCUGUACUCUCUCAAGAUCAAGUGGCCCGAUCGCAUCUUCCUGCUGCGCGGCAAUCACGAGCUUGAGAGCAUCAACACCGCUUACGGCUUUAAGCAAGAGCUGGAAGAAAAGUGGGGAUUGCAGUACGGCACGUCGCUGUACAACGCGUUCAAUGAUUCCUUCGCGUAUAUGCCGCUGGCGGGCAUCGCCAUCCCGCCUGGUUACGAGGGCGAGGUGCCCACCUUCAUCACCUACGAGGACUCGCGUCAGCAGUCGGACAGCCCGCGCAAACAGCAGAUGCAGCUACCGAAGUACAUCCCUGAUCGCUACCUUAUGAUGCACGGCGGAAUCGGGCGGCUGGAGUGGCUGUCGGAGAUCGCGGCCGUGAAGCGGCCGUUGCGCACCGAUUACGAGUACGGUGGCGUGCUGACGGACGUGGUGUGGAGUGACCCGGCACCCAAUGACGAUGACAUCGGAAUCCUGACCUCCGGCCGUGACUGGAACGCGGGCGGCAUAGUACGCUUUGGAGCAGACCGCGUGGAGGAAUUCUGCAAACGCAACCACAUUACCGCAAUCCUGCGCGGCCACGAAAUCGUCCAGGAGGGCAUGCAGAUUGCGUUCGGUGGCCGUUUACUCACGUUCUUCACGGCGCCCAACUAUCCCGGCAGGGGAACCAAUGAUGGUGUCAUCCUGAACCUGGCGCUGGUAAAAGACCAAAUGAGCGGCAACACCAACAUCGAGGUGCAGCCCAUUCGUUUCGAGGCCAACCCGGUGCCUUACGUGCCAUCAAUAGAUGAUGACGCGGCCAGCGACCUGACGGAGAUGGAGCCCCAUGACGAUGGUGAUUACGAAACGCAGCAGCAGCCUUCUGACGCGGAGCAUUUCGAAGAGCAGCCGGAUGGGCAGCCGCAGCCGCAGCCUCCUGCUUAUGCUGACUUGCACCAUCUGGAGGGCGACGAGGCGCCAGCACUAUGCUCGGCCGCAGGUGUGGGACAGCAGACCGCCAGCGUCCCUACAGGCACCAGCUGCGAUCCAGCGCACUCCGAGAGGUUCUGGAGGAGCACCGGCGCAGCAGCGGCUGCGUGCGGCGGCCCCGCGCCUGCCAACGCCGGGGCCGCAGCUGCGGACACCGCAGCCAAUGCGUCUGUCGAUGGUUGCGACAAUUCUGUGGAGAUGGAGGAUGGGGGCGAUGAGAUUGUGUUCUGCCCCAGCGCUACGCACAGCCCUGGGCGGCGCGGCCUCCCCGGCGUAAGCAGAGGCUCUGGCGGAGCAGCGCAUGACCUUGCGACGGGCAGCGCAGAGGAGGGCGACAUAGAGUCCCGUUGUGGCUCGUCUCCUGUUCUCAUGGCGGAAACAUUCGGCGCCCUCGACAGUAUGCCGCCAACGGGUGCGCGCCUUCACGAGCUGCGAAACCGUUGGGAGCUGCAGAACCAGGGUGCCGGACCGCAGCUGGUAAAUGCAGGCAUGCAGGGCGCUCAGCAUGUACCCGCGCCGCCGCGCGAGUUUCAGCACGCUAAGAUAGUCAAGGCUGCACCCCCGCCGCCGCCUGGCUUUGGGCUUGUGACCCGGCCACUGCCUGGCUCUGCGCCUCGCGUUGCGCGCGUUGCGCAGGGCGGCAGCACGGCGGCGCUGGCCACCGAGAACAGCAGCGCUCAAGUCACUGCAGCAGCGACCCCGCCCCUACCUUCUGCUGGCGGUGCCGCAGGCUCUCAGGGCAGCGGCGGACCCAGUGGAGACGAGGACGUCGCCGCCGCGACCAACAUCGAGGCAGGUGGCUUCUGGGCAGCACUCGUGGCCGUGGCUUCUCAGCAAGCCACUGAGCGGCCGGUGGCUGCGCCGGUGGCGGUCGCGCGCGGCGAGGCAAGUCCACCGGAGGCCGAGCUGUUCCGAAAGCCGCCGCUGUGCGCUGCCCUGCAGUCCACUUGCUUUGAUGACGAGGAUCCCUGGGACAUGCCGGACACGAGCAACGGGCCCUACGUGCAGCGGCCUUACGACGAUGUACCAGCUGAUGCGGUGGUGGCUGCCGAUGCCGACGGUGACACAAGUGACGUGGACGGCAGCAACACUGGCUUCGGCUCGCCGGUUAACACCGGAGCUUUCGGGUCGCCUGCGACAUCGCCCACAGCGGCUCGUAUCCAUCUCAGUGCACGCCUCGACGGCGUAGCCGCUAGCAUCACCGCCGCCGACGUGGCAGUGCCGGUACCUGAUGCUGCUGCCGGGUCGCCACCAGCACGGCCCCGUCUACAUGCGGCCUUUGCAGUGCCCAGUCCUUCAAUGCUGGCGCCACUUCUGAUGCAGACGGCAGGCCCAAUCUACGAUGCUGCUGCAGACGGAGACCAAGCCAUGCAGGACAUUGACACCCUGCAGCUGCGGAGCGAUGGCGAGGACGAUACGGCCAUGCGUGACGCGGGCGGCAGCAUGGACGUGGAGCUCAGCUCAGAGGCUGCCGGCCAUGGUGAGCAGCAGGCGGCCUGCAGCUCCCCACCGGAGGCAGGCACCCUGCUGGUGGAAAUCAUUGCCACCAGCAGCCCCACGACAAGCCCUGACCCUGAAAUCUCGAACUGGGGCGCUAGCGGAGCCAUCCAGCCUCCCACGGAGCCUCAGCUGCGCGAGGUGCUGGCGCUGGCGCCAGCACAGGGCCAGGCCCUCUCCUUCCCAAUCCGUGCGGUCCAGCCUUGCAUUGCCAUGCUCCCGUUCAAUCUGGUGCCGGUUAUGGUGGUGCCAGCAAGUCCCCAAGCUGGCGCUGCUAUGGUUUCGGGCGCGCGGGCUCAGCCGAUGCCCAUAGUGACGGGUUCCUGGAUUCCCGCAGACGCCGCCGCCGCAGCAGCUGUGGCGGCGGCUGCCAGCAUCGGCGGCAGUAACGACGGCUGCAAGCUCAUUCCUGUUAUGGGGGCCAUUGCCACGGCCUCGCUCAGCCCGGGUAUCCCAGUCCCGUCCGGUGCACAGAGCGUGCUCAGCGCGGGAGUGGCGGGCCACCCGGCCCGCCCCGCCUCAGACCCGCCGCCGGCUACCGUGCGCGUCCGGCCCGUCAGCAUGGGCUCUGCCGGGGCUGCCACCGCCGCAGUUGCUGUCGCCGCUGCUACCACGCCUCCGCGCGCCGGGUCAGGAGCUGUCUCACGGGGCGGUACCGCCUCGCCCAGUGCGCUGCCGCCGACGGGUUCUCCUAAGCCAGUUGCGCGGCGGAUUUCAGAGGGUAGCGCAGUCAGUGAGGCGGUGACCCAGCGCGCGGACGAGCCCCGCAGCCCCACACCGCCGCGCAUGUGCCGUGAGGCGGGCUUGAUCAUAACGGACACGGCCAGCGUGUGAUAAGGUGACAGUUCACUGCUAGGUGUCGUGCACUGGCCAUGGGCAUCAGCAAUUAAAUUCCUGCGAGUGCGAACAGUGCGUGGAAAGCAAUGAGAGUGAGUAAUGAGCCUGUCGUGCUCGCGUGCGUGGUUCUUGGAAGCAAGAAUGGAAGACCACCACAUGCUUGACAGGGCGGCGUGUUGGCCUGAUACAUGACUUGAUAACCUGCCCGUACAUCUGUCCACAUGUGCAAUCGCCUGUGGCGUGCCGCUAGAGGCAACCAGUAAGGGUGUAGCACCGUGGUGUAGCACUGAGCAGCCCCGCACGGCGCCGGGGACAGGUAAAGGUGAAGCACAGGACAGUGAGGUUGUAGUGACGUGAAUGGCACCGGGUUCAUUGGGGGUGUAGCUACAGUGCUGCGUGGACAGCGGACCACGAGAGCAGGGCCGUGAGCCGUAGCCUUUAGUACGUUGCACAGAUAGCUGUGCACGGCGGGGUAAGGCUGUGGCCGAUGCUGUGGAGCAGUGUGGCGGUUCGGGUCAGCGGACAUGUAAAAUGCCCAAACGGUUCAUGAACCGUCCUAGCUGAGCCCCACGGAGCUUGGUAUGGCAGUUGGGCAGAGGAAGCAACUGGGCUGGGUGCGAUGUGGCAAUGGGACGCCCGUGUGACGGUGUAAGGCACCCCGCCU
This is a messenger RNA of Chlamydomonas reinhardtii, 4672 nucleotides long. RefSeq lists its product as uncharacterized. The coding region runs from base 370 to 4005 and encodes 1211 amino acids. Gene Ontology annotation, molecular function: protein serine/threonine phosphatase activity. The record is from RefSeq and is a predicted model, not a curated record. Gene Ontology annotation, cellular component: cytoplasm; nucleus. Lineage: Eukaryota; Viridiplantae; Chlorophyta; Chlorophyceae; Chlamydomonadales; Chlamydomonadaceae. The transcript is spliced from 9 exons.